UAGGAUGUGUUCAUUGAAGAUGGUGGCGGUGUGUCAUACUCACUGUCCUGCAUAUUUGUAAGAAUUUGUUUAUAUAUGUACGUAUUUCCGACACUGGCUACGCCUGACUUCAGUCUCUUCAGUGAUAUCUGUUAGAGUGAGCUGGUCCUUAGACCUGUCAGCUCUGCAGACAUGCAGCCUCCUCCUCGGACUGGGCCUCCAGGGGCCUCUGGUCCUCCUCCUUCUGGGCCCAAUAUGUUUCGGAGGACCAGGCCUCAAAAGCAUGCAGCAGUGACUACUGCCCCAAUGCCUCCAGCUACACAGCCAAUGACAGACCCUUUUGCAUUUAGUAGAACUCCUCCUCCUUCAUUGGCUGCAGGUGGUCUCCCAACAAUACCUAACAGUAACCCCCCACAAUUUCAAACCCCACCUACUACCAUGCACUCUCAACAUGGCUCAGGGCUUCCUCCACAACCACAGACACUGGAAGAUGUCCCAGUGGUACCAUCUGGUCCCCCACCAUCGUCUCUGCCAGGGGUUACCCUGUUCAACCCCAACAGUACAGCAACCCCUAGUGUUUUCCAAGCACCAUGUUCCACAGGAUAUGCAUCCCCACAUGGUGAACAGGGUUAUUUUAAUUCAAGAGAACAUGUACCAACCAUGUCCACAGAAUCACCACUUACAAUGGUAGCCCCAACACCACCUUUCAACCAGGAAUUUCAAGGACAGCCUUCUCCUCAUCUCAUGCCCUUCCACCCACUGCCUCCCACCUCCUCUUCCCAGUGGGUCCCUGAUAAUUCAAGUCGCCCUCCAUCAGUUCUUAACUAUUUCCAGCCAACUAGUGAUCCUCCACCACAGCCUAUAGCUCCACACAGUCAGAUGUACCCCUCCCACAGUCAGUCACCCCAUCAUAAUCCCCCCACCCCUCCGACUCAACCUGGACAUCCUCAUAAUCAGGCGUCUCACCCCUCUGAAAAUCCUGGAAAACCACCAAGUUCCCACUGGCCAGACCAAAAUGGACCCCAGCAGCAUAAUUCACAUUUCCAAACUCAGAGUUACUUCAGUCAGAGUUCUGCCCCCCAAGACUCAUGGUUCACCCAGCCUCCACAGGACUCAGGCUACCACCAAAUGGGGACUGGUUUAAGCCACCCUCAGCCCCCUACUGACUCUGCUGGAGCUCAACAGGCAUCCAUCUCAGGACCUGGACCUAGUUCUGCCUCUGCCUCAGACUCCUACUCUCAGGAGUCUGGUACACUUUCAAUGUUUUUUAAAGACAGGGAUGUUGAAAAUGAGGAGACACUGGCUAGUGAAAGAAAUAAGGCUGUGAAUGGUAUUGCAGGAUCUUUUCAGCAUCACAGCGGUCCACAGGUCCACAGUGGCAAUGCAGAAGUUUCUUUGGAUUACCAAGGAAUUUCUCCACAAGAUAAUUCAAACAUACCUUAUAUGAAUGAGGACAAUCAUCUUUCCCAAGGAAAUACCCAGAAGCCACCUGAUGCCCGGUUUGACCAUGUAGAGAAUUUGGAGUGUGUCCCAAACCAAGAAGUAUUACCUAGUGAAACCCACAGCAAUCUUGCUGCUACGACACCCCAUGGAGUAGACCAGUUUGAAACUGGACCCAACCUGGAAACUCCAGAUUCAAUUCCAAGACCCAUGAGGUCUGCCAGUGUAUCGUCCAACUAUAGCAACAUGAGCCAUGGAAGUGGAACUGGCACUCGUCGGCACCAGGGAGUUGUAGGCACCUUUAUUCAGCAGGAAAGCCCACGUCUCACGGAUGAUGCUAAUCUGUCUGCUGUCACAGGUGGUUACUUUGAGCAGAUUGAUACUUCUCCAGCUGGAGAUGCAGGCAUCCAACAAAGCUCCCUGGAGCAGAUGUGGCCUCCCACACCCAGCCCUCCAAAACCAACUGGUAAUUUUCAAGCCAGUGCUAAUAGCUCUUUUGAACCUGUGCGCUCACAUGGAGUUGGGGUGCGCCCUGCGGAGGUUGAUAGGGCUAAAAUGGUGGCAGAAGGGGUCACAGAUUAUAGCUCAGGCAACUUGGAGCUGCCACCAGAUAAUAUGGAAAAUAUUUAUGGCCCAGGACGCCCCCAGCCUGCAGGGACUGGAGCUGGAGUACCUCAUUUGGCACACCCAGUGGUCCAUUCUCAUUCUCGGCCUUCAUCGCGUGCUUUUGGCACCAAUCGACCCUGUGAAAGUCCUGCCACUACUCUGUGGGCUCAGAAUGAUCCUACUAGCUUGGGCACUAAUAUCUUGCUUGCCCCUGCUGCGCCAACAGUUUUGGCCCCUUUACGAGAGCCCAGCGCUGAUGUCAUCCAGCCACCAGAGGAUGGUCCAUUGGACCUGCAGCACUCCAAGAGAACCCAGACAACUUCUCAGCAACACUCAGAGAACCUAGAGAACCCACCAAAGGUGAGUGAUGUGGAGCCAGCUGACUCUCAAGGCAACCUGGGCUAUGCAUCUCUCCUGGUAUCUGACUCCCUCCUGGUAUCUGACUCCCUCCAUCAGCCUGUUUUAAUUGCCCCGCCUGUUUCCAAUUACAGUGUGAUUCCUUCCGGUACCUCUGCUCAAUCAUCCACUCAAAGUAAUCUUAAGGAAACUACCCCACCUGAGAGAUCACCUGCGCAGGGGCAGGGUGGUGGUACCUUCCAGCCACAUUCAGUACCUGCUAAUCAAAAUCAACUCUUUACCUCUGGUGCCACAGCCUUCUUUUCAACUCCUAACCAGGGUCCACUCAAUCUGACUCAAGAAAACAUUGCAGCGGCAACAUCAGAAAUAAUGCACCCGCAGUCUCAGUCUGUCCACCCUCCUGUUUCAAGGGGCCAAUCACUGAGUGGAGAUAGCCACUCUGCUGUCCAGCUUAAUUCACAGGCUUCUUCUCUCAUGACUGCUUCUGUCUCUAAUCAUAAUCAGCCAUCAAAUUAUGAACUGCUUGAUUUUUCUAUGCAUCAAUCACACUCCCAGAGCCAGGUAUCUGGUCAGCCUUCCUCUUUACAUAAUUCGCCACAGUCUAGCAAUGGAUUUUACCUGCAGGUCACCAAAGACUCUCAGCAGGGGGUAAGAGUGGAAGGGAAUGCUUUUGCCCACGCUCCAACUUCUUCAUCUACCCCGCAGGUACCACCAGCACCUUCCCAAGCAGCUGUAAAAACCCAGCAGCCCCCAAAUACAUCUUCUAAGCAAUCAGAUUCUAAGUCUGCACUGCAGGAACAAAACAAUGUUCCUAUAAGUGGAGCACAACCUUCACACAGUCAGUAUUCAACUCCAGUACAAGGGCCUGCUCCAGGAAGUGCUCCUGCUCCUCCCACUGCUUACCCUCCGGGACCACGAGGGCCAGCAGCCUCAGGAGAACCGCCUCGGCCGCCAUCUUCUGCAGGCAGCCAUCAAGGCUAUGGGCAACCUUCUGUGCCAGGGCAGGCUUAUAGUGGCUAUUAUGGUAAUUAUGCUGAAGGCUCAGAUGGCAGAGCUCCCUAUCCUCCUGGCCAGUACCCACCUCCACCUGGGGAUCCAAGAGCACAGUCAUAUUAUCAGGAUGGUGCAUACAGGGGUAGAACUGAUCCUUGGUAUGGAAGAUAUGAUGGGCCAAGUUACCGUGAUCCAAACUACCAGAGCAGAGAGUCACAACCGGAUCGACCCAACUCAAGGGCCAGUCAGUACUCUGACAGACCCUCAUCAAGGCAAGGUUAUUCUGAUGAUUACCACCGAGCAAACCGAAGUGCCUACAGUGAAUAUUAUGCAGAUUAUCCCAAGCACUAUGAUUAUGGAGGAUACAACUAUGGACAAUAUGACCCCCGAUACAGAGGAUAUUAUGACCAUUCCUACUGGUCAUAUUACGACGAAGCAUACAGAAACAGCUACUAUAAUCAGCAAAUGUAUCCUGGCAGGAAAGAAUGCUAUGAUGACCAGUGGCGGUACUAUCCUGGUUAUGAUACCAGUUUUGAUGAUGAAAGCCGUCGUGGUAGAGACAUGUAUGGCGAUGACUUUGACCGGCGCAGCGUACACAGCGAGCAGUCAGCACACAGCGUGCACAGCUCCCACAGUCACCACAGCAGACGGAGCAGCUUCAGCUCACGAUCACAGCAGAGCCAAGUGUACAGGAGCCAGCCUGACUUGGUAUCUGCAGUUUAUGAUACCACAUCAUCCACUUUGGCUGUGGAUUACUCCUAUGGGCAGUACCCUAAUCAGGCUGAUGCUUCCCAGAACUACAGCCAGUAUCUCUAUCCAUCAGAGUACACUGCAGACAGUACCUGGAUUGCCCCUGAGCAACCUCCUCCUCGUCCUGCAACUCCAGAGAAGUUCACCAUACCCCACCGCUGUGGCCGAUUUGGACCAGGUGGACAUCUCAUUCAAGUCCUGCCUAAUCUUCCCUCAGCUGGACAGCCUGCUCUUGUUGAUAUCCACAACAUGGAGACCAUGCUGCAGGACACCUCAGAUCAGGCAGAACUACGAGCUUUCCCUGGACCCCUUAUUAAGGAGGAGACUCAUAAGGUGGAUGUGAUAAAGUUCUCUCAGAACAAAUCACUGGAGUGUGCCCGUGAUAACAACCUGUUAGACAGAGACUCUGCCCGCCUGCUCUGGGAUUUCAUUGUCCUGCUCUGCAGACAGAAUGGGACUGUCGUUGGCACAGACAUUGCUGACCUCUUGCUAAAGGAGCAUCGCUCUGUGUGGCUACCAGGAAAAAGUCCCAAUGAAGCUAAUUUAAUUGAUUUUAACAAUGAACCAUUGGCACGAGCAGAGGAGGAGCCUGAAGCUGGACCGCUGUCCCUUUUGUCUGACACUUUCAUGAUUGUCCCAGAAAACAUUGGCAAAGAAACGGAACGCUUCAGGGAGCUGCUACUGUUUGGCCGCAAAAAAGAUGCACUAGAAGCAGCCAUGAAGGGGGGUCUCUGGGGUCAUGCCCUGCUGUUGGCCAGUAAGAUGGACAACAGGACACAUGCACGUGUCAUGACAAGAUUUGCCAAUAGUUUGCCCAUGAAUGAUCCUCUACAGACAAUAUACCAGUUGAUGUCAGGAAGGAUGCCUGCAUCGGCCACCUGCUGUGGAGAGGAGAAGUGGGGGGACUGGCGGCCUCAUCUGGCCAUGGUGCUGUCAAACCUCACACACAGCUUGGACCUGGAUACUCGCACAAUCACCACCAUGGGUGACACUCUUGCUUCUAAGGGGCUGACUGAUGCUGCACACUUUUGCUACCUGAUGGCAAAAGUUGGUCUGGGAGUUUUCACAAAGAAGAGCACCAAGAUGGUUUUGAUUGGCUCCAACCACAGUUUGCCCUUUAGUCAAUUUGCCAGCAAUGAAGCAAUCCAGAGGACUGAGGCCUAUGAAUAUGCUCAGUCUCUGGGCUCCCAGCCUUGUUCACUGCCCAACUUCCAGGUCUUCAAGUUGAUCUAUGCAUGCCGUUUGGCUGAAGCAGGCCUGUGUGCCCAUGCCUUUCACUACUGUGAAGUUAUCUCAAAAACUAUCCUCAUGCAGCCUUCAUACUAUUCUCCAGUGUUCAUCAGCCAAAUCAUACAGAUGUCGGAAAAGCUGCGUUUUUUUGAUCCACAACUAAAGGAGAAGCCUGAGCAGGAAUUGUUUGUUGAGCCUAACUGGCUGAAUGACCUCAGACAGCUGGAUGGACAGAUCAGGACUGGUGUGAUCACCUGCAGUGUGGACAGAACAACACCUGCGCAGUUUGACAGCAGCAGCGAAUGUUCAGACUUGGACCAACCGACUCCUCCUGAACCUUACAGCAUGCCGCUGGGAAUGGACGGCCCAGCUCCCGACAACCCACUGAUGAGCUCAUUACUGCCUGGGCCUCCACCACAAGCAGUACAUUUGAUGCCUCCAGCUCCCACUUCUAUCCUCCAAGAUGGGAUGUCCCAUCCUCAGCUUAUACCCCCUAACGAUGCACCCCAGUUCUACCCAGUACCCCCAAGUGGACCACCUGGCCAAGUCCAUAUGCCAGGUUUUCUGCCACAGGAUCCUGGCCUUGCUCCUCCCCCCUUCCAGCCUCAGCCUGAGCAGUCAGAAGUGUAUCCAGGAGCCCAUCAGCAACCCUACCUUCCUCCACAAAUGAGCCAAAUGUCACCUCACAUGGUUCCCCCACAGAUGCCACAUUCACCUGUGCAGAUGAACCACCCACCACAUCAGAUGCCACCCUCUCCUGGCCAUAUGCCACGUAUGGAGCAUCCAUCUCAGACUUUCCCAGAUAUGCACACUGCUCAACAAAUAUCAUCCUCCCCACCAAGAAGCUCCAUCACCCCCCAAAUGGACUUGUUUGAUCACAUGGCUACCAUGGGAUCUGGCAGAACACGAACUAUUUCUCAGUCUUCAAUGCAUUUGCCAUCAGGACGCAGCUCUCGCAGAGCCUCCGAGUCAUCGACUCACUCCGGUGGAAGAGAGCGGAGCAACUCUGCUGUGAAACAGUGCUCACCACCUCCACCCUCUAUUCCUGAACAACCUAGAAAAGAAGAGGCAAAGAAAGCCAAGAGAGACUCUCCUAAAAAGAGCCGUGGCUGGCGGGACUGGAUCUUCGGGAAGGGGAAGAACGAGGCUCACCUUCCAGAUGACAAAAACCCAUCUAUUGUGUGGGAUGAAAAGAAACAGAGAUGGGUUGACUUAAAUGAGCCCGAAGAAGAGAUUAAACCCCUGCCUCCACCUCCCUCUGGCUUCCCAAAGAUGCCUCAGAUGCCUGGUCCUGGAGGACCUGCUGCUCCACUGAGUAGUGGCCCUCCUGUCAACAUGUUUUCCAGGAAGGCAGGUACCAAGAGCAGAUAUGUGGAUGUUCUGAACCCGAGUAGAUCAGCUAAACCAAGUGGAUUGGCCCCUGCUCCGGCAGACAUCUUUGCUCCUCUGGCACCAAUGCCCAUGCCCGCUAACCUAUUUGUGCCUAGUUCAGCCCCUGAUGAUCAACAACCUCUGGAGGGCAGUGAAGGUGGAAAUCAAGAGCAGAAUUCACCAAAUGCCAGCGCAGCACCGCAGAUGUUCAACCCGACGGUUUUACCGCCAGCCGCAGAAGGACUUCCUGCUCCUGAUGGCUCCCAGUCUGGGGAGCUCUCACGUUCUAGCUCAAUGAGUUCUUUAUCACGAGAAGUGAGUCAGCAUUUAAACCAGACUCACCCUACCCAAGGAACUGCACCCCCUAGUGGCGUGACCUUUUAUAACCCUGCACAGUUUGCGCAGGCAAGUGCAUCAUCAGGAGGUGGAAUACGCUCUGGGCGCUUGGGUGGUCCACGGCAGUACCCCGUGUUGAAAUAAGCAUGAUCUGGCAGAGAUUUUCUAAAGAGAUUUGGACAGAAUGAAGUCCUACUGAAGAGUAAAUGAAGCACAUGGACAUCCUACUCUUUCUUAAGGACUCCUUCUUUUGCCUUCACUUUAGAAGAGCAAUAUCACAUCAUGUCGGUCUUUGUCCAACAGCUUGACCACUUUGUCUUUUUUUUUUAAGCCCAGUUGGUAUCGCUAGUGUAUUCUAGCUAGUGUAACAGACACGGUGUUUCCUUGAAGGGCUUAUUCCUGUAUUCAAACAGGAAACUGAGUUGAAUAAUUAGUUUUAUCAUGGGUAAACACUUACCCGUGGAUGCAUUCAUACACAAACUGUAUGUUCCAGUAGGUAUAAUUUAGUAUACAAUUAAUGCAUUGCUCCACUAAAGCUGCCCAGUGUCCCCUAGAAUAUAACACUGUUAACAGAGCAAUCACCCCUUGUCCCAUUUUAUUUUUAUUUUUGUCUAAAGUUCAAAUGUCCGCUUGUGUGCGUGAAGGAUAGAAAAAAAAAUGGCACCUUUUGACUUUGAUAUUAUGGACUUGUAUGUGAGCUCUUCAGUGGUCAGUUAGCUGGAGAGGACAUUUCAUGUGAGUGAUUUGUGUCAGUAGUGCUUUGUCUUGCUGUGUUGUUGGCUUUUUCUUUCUGUUGCCCUCCAGUAAAAGCAGCAUGUUGGAUGACACAGGAAAGAGCAUAAGUCUGCCAUGUUAAGAUGCAACUCAUUUCAGAUAUUUAUUUAAUUGUCCUCCUGCACAUCUGCUCUUCACUUUAAAACGUGUCAGGGCUUUUUUUUCUUUUCUUUUUUUUUGGUUAGAAUUUCACAUAUAAUCAAAUGAAGGGGUGGUCAGAAGAGCAGAAGCCAGGAUUGCAGACACAUUUUAAAUGUUGCUAGAAAUGAAUCUAUCCAAAUAUUUGUAUAUCAGACUGAUUGUAUUUAUGACCUGUAGGCAUAAAAGAUGCGUGAGCGUGCGUGUGGAGUAUUUUCUUUUUUUCUGAUAGGCUUUGACAAAAUGCAUUUAUGAUUGAACAGAUUAUACGAAUCAUAUUCUGAUCAUUUGUAUCGACCGCUUCUGCAUUCAAAUAAAUCUUUAUCUAAAUUGUGAACUGAGUUGUAAUUGAAAUGAUUUCAUUUGCUGACAUCGGUCCCAGAUGUUUCUGAUUCAGUAACUUUGUAGACAUGAUUUCUAAAGUUUUCUUUUUGUUUCAGAGAGGCAGUUUCCCAUGUUUUAGGAUUCCUCAUGUAAAAUUUACAAAAACAAAUACAAAUGUAGAAACAAAUGGUAAUAAAGGUAUUUUUGCGCUCUGUAGCACUUUGAAA
Messenger RNA from Melanotaenia boesemani (Boeseman's rainbowfish), 8525 nucleotides. RefSeq names its product SEC16 homolog A, endoplasmic reticulum export factor (gene sec16a). The record is from RefSeq and is a predicted model, not a curated record. The transcript has 31 exons. Gene Ontology annotation, biological process: COPII vesicle coat assembly; autophagy; Golgi organization. The coding region runs from base 172 to 7206 and encodes 2344 amino acids. Gene Ontology annotation, cellular component: ER to Golgi transport vesicle membrane; endoplasmic reticulum exit site. Lineage: Eukaryota; Metazoa; Chordata; Actinopteri; Atheriniformes; Melanotaeniidae.